Anarrhichthys ocellatus (wolf-eel) is the source of this 1962-nucleotide messenger RNA. RefSeq names its product lecithin-cholesterol acyltransferase (gene lcat). Gene Ontology annotation, biological process: lipid metabolic process. The transcript is spliced from 7 exons. The record is from RefSeq and is a predicted model, not a curated record. The coding region runs from base 8 to 1312 and encodes 434 amino acids. Lineage: Eukaryota; Metazoa; Chordata; Actinopteri; Perciformes; Anarhichadidae.
AAGAAACAUGGGACCCGCAGGACGCGUCUGCUCGGUGCUGCUGGUCGUCUGUCUGCUGGGGCUCCACCACUCCUCGGGAUUCUGGAUCGUCAACGUGGUCUUCCCGCCAAACGCCAAAUCCAGAUUACCAAGCAACAGCACUCCUCCGCUCAUUAUCGUGCCUGGGAACUUGGGGAACCGUCUGGAAGCUAAGAUAGACAAGCCCACACUGGUCAGCUGGUUGUGCUACAAGAAAACCAAGCACUGGUUCCCCCUGUGGAUUGACCUCAACAUGUUCAUGCCAAUAGGUUUAGACUGCUGGAUUGAUAACAUUAGACUUGUUUACAACAGGACGACUCGGCAAUCAUCCAACUCACCGGGGGUGCAGGUGCGGGUGCCAGGAUUCGGGCAGACAUAUCCCAUUGAGUUUCUUGACUCCAAUAAACUGGCUGGUUAUUUUUACACUAUGGUGCAACAUUUGGUUAACGUGGGCUACACCCGAAAUGAGACAGUCCGAGGAGCUCCGUAUGAUUGGAGAUUAGCUCCUAAUGAGAAUGUGGAGUAUUUCACAAAGCUACAGGACCUGGUUGAGGAGAUGUACGAGCAGUACCAGAAGCCCGUCUACCUGCUGGGACACAGCAUGGGCUCCCACUACGUCCUCUACUUCCUCAACCACCAGCCUCAGGCCUGGAAGGACAAGUACAUCAGGGGCUUCAUUUCCCUGGCGGCUCCAUGGGGGGGUGCUGUUAAACCACUUAGAGUCCUGGUGUCAGGAGAAAACGACGGCAUCCCGAUGAUUUCCAACAUCAAGAUCCGCGAGGAGCAGAGGAUGACAACGACUAAUCCCUGGAUGCUGCCAUUUGACACAGUCUGGCCAAAGGACCACGUGUUCAUCUCCACACCGACCUUCAACUACACUAACCGGGACUACCAGCGCCUCUUCACGGACAUCAACUAUGAGGACGGCUGGCACAUGUGGGAGGACACCAAGAACCUGACCAGUGAUCUCCACCCACCUGGUGUCGAGGUGUGGUGCAUGUAUGGCGUGGGGCUUCCAACUCCGGUGACAUACAUUUACGACGAGGAGUUUCCCAACGUGGACCCGGUGGACUUUGUUUACGCCGACGGGGACAACACGGUGGACAGCUUCAGCAUGGGCCUCUGCAAGCUUUGGGAGGGUCAGCAGGAGAAGCCCGUCCAUGUCACAAAGUACCGAGGGUUGGCCCACCUGGACAUAGUGUUCAAUGAACAGGUGCUCAACCAAAUCCAGCAUAUCAUGGAGGGCAAAUCAGAGACGCCCAACGAGAUUGACGUCCGAUUUAGAACUAAAUAGAAGGCAACAGCAUCUAAGAGUUAUAAGAUUUAAAAAAAAACACAUGGGAGAGCUGGAUUCUUUACAUAGCUGACUUUUGAAAGUUAUGUGAAAAAACACAUUCCACAUACGUCCACCAUUUAUUAGCGUUAAGUAAGUGUUCUAAACCAAUCUGGGCCAGCAACGGAUCUAACCUCAACUGCUGAUGGCUUCCAGUGUGGGUUUGACCCUGAUUUGUUUAUUUUAAUAUCCAAGCACGAUAAUUACAAAUAUUUUGUUUUUUUACUGAUGGUUCAUUUAAUGUUAUAUUUUUCUCGCAGUCCAUUCAGGCAACUUCAGAUAGUGUUACACGGUACAUCUUCUCAAAAAUACACAAUCCUGCUGUUUACUUUUGAUGGAUGGAUGAUCAUUAUUAUUUCCAAAGUGCCCACUCACCUAAUAACACAUAUUUAUCAUAUUCCAUGGGUAGUUAGAGCGUGACUGUAAUGAAAGGGUUAUAGGGACCUCACCAGUAGCCCUUUUUUACUGUAUAGGAUGUAUCUGUAAUAUUUCUAUUAGGAUUUAUAUAUUUUUAUCUGUAUGAAAUAUUUUUGAACAAAAUAUAAGACUAAUAUACAGCAGUUUAUAUAUGAAUGCAUACUCUUCUGUGAAUGCCAAAUGUAUUUGAAUGU